This is a messenger RNA of Cornus florida, 2075 nucleotides long. Its product is annotated as L-ascorbate oxidase homolog. NCBI's taxonomy places the organism in Eukaryota, Viridiplantae, Streptophyta, Magnoliopsida, Cornales, Cornaceae. The record is from RefSeq and is a predicted model, not a curated record. Gene Ontology annotation, molecular function: copper ion binding; oxidoreductase activity. The transcript is spliced from 8 exons. The coding region runs from base 237 to 1874 and encodes 545 amino acids.
UGUGUAUAAUAUAUCAAUAUCUUCUUCUUCUGGCAUAGUUCCUUCACACACGCGGCUUAAAUACAAAAACGAGUUACCAACUGUUACCAGUUCAUGUAGCGAUACGUAUCGUAUAAGUAACCUCCCCUCUCACUCUCUCUGCUCUCAUUCAUUCAUUACACAAAUAAGAGAGACCUCUUCUCUCUCAAACCCGUCUCUUCCUCUCUUUUCAUCUUCAUCCAUUCUUUUCCUUCAAAAUGCUGCCAAAUCUCGCCGGAGUUUCUCUCCUCCGGCGUCUCUGCGCCUUUCUCUUCCUUUUCUCCGUUGCUAUCGCCGAAGACCCUUACAGGUUCUUCGACUGGAACAUCACGUACGGUGAUAUUUAUCCACUGGGAGUUCGUCAGCAGGGAAUUCUGAUCAAUGGCCAAUUCCCUGGUCCUGAUAUUUACUCUGUGACCAACGACAACCUCAUUAUCAAUGUACAUAACAGCUUGCCGGAGCCAUUUCUUUUGUCAUGGAAUGGGCUUCAGCAUAGGAAAAAUUCAUAUGUAGAUGGGGUGUAUGGAACUACAUGUCCCAUUCCUCCUGGCAAGAACUACACAUACAUCAUGCAGGUGAAAGACCAGAUUGGAAGCUUCUUCUAUUUCCCGUCUCUCGCCUUCCACAAGGCGGCAGGCGGCUUUGGAGGGAUCAGAAUCCUCAGCAGGCCUCGAAUUCCAGUCCCAUUCCCCGACCCUGCCGGGGAUUUCACUGUUCUUAUUGGAGAUUGGUACAAAAGUAAUCACACGAGAUUGAAGACCAUUUUAGAUGCCGGUAAAAUGCUUCGUUUCCCUGAUGGUGUUUUAAUUAAUGGCCGUGGAUCAAAUGGAGAAACUUUCACAGUUGAACAAGGAAAAACUUACAGGUUCAGGAUAUCCAAUGUGGGACUAAGAAAUUCACUCAACUUUCGGAUUCAGGGCCACAGUAUGAAGCUGGUUGAGGUCGAGGGUACUCACACUGUCCAAACCACCCUCUCAUCCCUCGACGUUCAUGUGGGACAAUCCUACUCGGUUUUAGUGACUGCAGAUCAGCCUCCCCAGGACUACUACAUUGCUGUUUCCAGCCGCUUCACCACUCAAGUCCUCAACACCACUGCCAUUCUGCACUACAGCAACUCUGCCAAACCGGUCUCUGGUCUACCCCCUUGGGGACCUACAAUCGAGAUAGAUUGGUCACUAAACCAGGCUCGUAGCAUCAGGACUAACCUCACUGCGAGUGGACCAAGACCGAAUCCACAAGGCUCAUACCACUACGGUAUGAUAAACAUCACAAGGAGUAUCAAGCUAGCCAAUCAUGCAAGUCUAGUCAAUGGGAAGCAGAGAUAUGCAGUUAACAGUGUGUCAUUCAUCCCUGCUGACACACCACUCAAGGUCGCGGACUACUACAACAUAGGAGGAGUGUUCCGUGUUGGAAGCAUACCUGACAAGCCACCGAGGGCAAGAAUGUACCUUGACACAUCAGUCAUGGGCGCGGACUUCAGAGAAUUCAUUGAGAUUGUGUUUGAGAACAAUGAAAACAUCGUUCAGAGCUGGCACCUUGAUGGAUAUUCUUUCUUCGUGGUCGGAAUGGAUGGAGGCUUGUGGACUCCUGCUAGUCGGAAGCAGUACAACCUUAGAGAUGCUGUGUCACGUUGCACGACACAGGUAUAUCCCAAGUCGUGGACUGCUAUAUACAUAGCACUUGACAAUGUGGGAAUGUGGAACAUGAGGAGCGAAUAUUGGGCACGACAAUACCUUGGACAACAAUUUUAUCUUCGAGUUUAUUCACCGGUUAAGUCUCUCAGGGAUGAAUACCCCAUUCCUAAGAAUGCUCUUCUCUGUGGUAAAGCUAGUGGUAGAGAAACACGGCCUAUCUAGUCAAAACUCGUAAAGAACAAGGAGAACAAAAGGUUGCAUACUUACAAUGACGCGGCCCCAACUCGGGGACACAAAGAUUGAAUUUGAUUUAUAAUUAUUUUAGCUGUACUAUUAAUUCAAAUAUCUCAUUGUUUCUGUAAUUUUUUCCUGGUGUGUCUAAAUGUUAUUUUCUCCUUAAUAGCAACCAUCUGGCUUUUCUAA